AAAUUAUAAUAUGGAAUAGAAAAAGAUUGGAAUAUUGAGGCAUUAAGCAUUUCCUUCUUAGCGAUUUUUCUCCCCUCUUUUCAUUUUCCCCACUCCUUCCCUUCACAUGCUUCUGCAAUUUUUUUUUGAAACAAUCGGGAAUUAGGGCUAAGGAUUUGGCCUUAUUCUUCAAGAGAAAAACAUCUGUGCUUCUCCCACUUGUAUUUUCGGGUCAGGUUAUUUGCAAUAGUCAUGAUUGAUAAACAAAUUGACAGUAAAGAUGUCGAAACUCUGCAGAAUGGAGAUGAGAGUAGAUCUCUUCAGAUAAAGUUUCUGUUUUUUGCUCGUGCUAGAGAUCUGACCGGCAUGACUGAAAUGCCAUUGGAAGUUUCUUAUGGUAGUACUGCUGGUGAUUGCUUGAAUAAGGUCAUUUCUCACUUCCCACGCUUGGAAGAGAUUCGUGGGUGCAUGCUUCUUGCACGGAAUGAGGAAUACACACCUGAGUCCACCACUGUCAAAGAUGGAGAUGAAUUGGCCAUUAUACCUCCUAUUAGUGGAGGCUAACUCAGUUUCUGAACUGCAAAACGUCUGUUAUACUUGUAUCCAUGUAAUCAUUUUACUAAAUUAUGUUGUUUUAUUCCCUAAUACAAGAAUCAAUUUUUUUCACUAUGUUCUGUUGAAAUCAUUGAAUCUGCAAUCUAAGAACAGACUCCCUUGAUCUUCUGUUA
This is a messenger RNA of Lycium ferocissimum, 707 nucleotides long. RefSeq names its product molybdopterin synthase sulfur carrier subunit. Bases 232 to 543 code for a protein of 103 amino acids. Gene Ontology annotation, biological process: Mo-molybdopterin cofactor biosynthetic process. Gene Ontology annotation, cellular component: cytosol. The record is from RefSeq and is a predicted model, not a curated record. The transcript is spliced from 2 exons. Lineage: Eukaryota; Viridiplantae; Streptophyta; Magnoliopsida; Solanales; Solanaceae.